UGAGAUCGGGCCAUUUCCCAAAAGGUCCACAUUUGUAAUAAAGAGGAAAAUCACGACCAAAACACUUGCAAAAAAAACCGAAAGAAGGGCAUUUCUGUCCGUAGGGGUCGUCCAGAACAGAGCACAUAGUGGCUUUGUGCGCGUGGAUCAGUCGGACUCUGCGGUGCAUGCACAGUAUUUCUCCCCCGUGCGCGCGCGCGUGUGUGUGUUUACAAGUGUUUGAACGAGUGCCAGAAACGAGGGAAGACGCAGGAUAAAGCCAAGGAAGGAGGGAUGGUGGACAAUUCCGGCAGUAGUAAGGCACAAAUGCCCAGUAUGUCUCAGGAGCCUGGUGUGGCCUUUCCUCAGAGCACCCCCACAGGGGGUAUGAAACUAGAGGCAGUGAUGGAGCAACUCCAGCGCCAGCAGCAGGCCAGACUGGAAAUGGAGCGCAAGGAGAGGAAGUUGCGCGAGGCCCACAUCAUGUAUGCACAGCAGGUUGCUGCUCAGCAGGCCAUCCUGGCAGCUGCCCGGGCUUCUGGGGCCAGUUUCAUGGGCAAAGGCCUGGCUGGAGGGGUCCCAGGUGGUGGGUUGCCUCCCCGGAUGUCCAAUCAGAGCAGCGUGGACUCAGAAAGAGAGGAUGAUGAGGACAGAGGCAGGGAUUCUGGGGACGAUGAUGACGACAAUGAGAUGAUGGAGGGGGAUGAGGGCAGUGAUGAAGAGGAGGGAAGUGCCAGUGGUCUGGAGUUCCUUCGCAAGCAGACCCUCGCUUUGCAGCAGAGUGCCUCCCGCAUCCCACCUCGUCCAUUUGGUAGCUAUGCUGCAUCUGCACCCCAGAGGUCUGCAUCACCACCUGUUAGAGUAAAGCAGGAACCUGAUGAGGGCUUAUCUCCUGCUGGGGCCCAUUCUGCCACCUCCCCUAACGGACAGGCUGACUGGGGUUAUGAUGAUCAUUUUAGACAGAAUGGGAGUGCUGGUUGGGCAGAUGAGGCUGACAGUAGCAGAGGAAGAGGAGAGGCCUCUAGAGACUUUGCUAAGUUGUACGAGCUGGACAAUGACCCCAAAAGAAAGGAGUUUUUGGAUGACCUCUUCACUUUCAUGCAGAAAAGAGGAACCCCAGUCAAUCGUAUCCCUAUCAUGGCCAAGCAAGUCCUGGAUCUGUACAUGCUGUACAAGCUGGUGACAGAAAAGGGAGGCCUUGUUGAAGUUAUCAACAAGAAGAUCUGGAGAGAAAUCACAAAAGGACUCAACCUGCCUACCUCCAUCACCAGUGCAGCUUUUACCCUGCGCACACAGUACAUGAAAUACCUGUACCCAUAUGAGUGUGAGAGGAAAGGCCUGAGCUCCCCAGGUGAGCUUCAGGCUGCCAUUGACAGUAACCGGCGCGAAGGUCGUCGUCCAAGCUACAGCAGCAGCCUCUUCCGUUUCUCUCCCUCUCCCAGCACAGCUCCCCAUAUCCUCUCACCUCCCAAGAUGCACCUUUCAGCUUUGGGGGCAGGGGCCUCAGCAGCUCUAAAUGGUCUGCAGGCUUCACCAGGGCCCUCUCUGAAAAAAGAUGACCUGACCCCCUCCAUCAUGGCAGCAAGACCCUCCAUGGCAUUGGCCCUGGGUCAGCAGCAGGUUGCAGGGUUGGCACGAGCCGCCACACUUGAACAGCUCAGAGAAAAGCUGGAGACCAGUGGUGGAGCAGAGGGUCCAGAGAGGAAGAUGGCCCGCCUGGCAGAAGAACAGCAGCGCCUGAUGCAGCAGGCUUUCCAACAUAACCUGCUCGCCAUGGCCUCCCAGAUGCCUAUGAACCUGCGUCUUGGAGCCCCCGCCAUCACCACCAGAGAUGAGAAGCAGCAGGACAUGUCUCUGAGUAUUUCAACCAAUGGAAAUGCCAGCAUCACUGUCUCAGUGGAGGUCAAUGGCACAAUGUACUCAGGAACCCUGUUUGCCCAGAAGUCUGCGGGGGCUGUCGGUCCCACUGUGUCGGCUGCUGCUGCCUCAGCUUCCCCUGCUGGAGCCGGCACUAGCUUUGGAUUCUCUGCACCCCCGGCUCAGACCCUCAGCCCCACGUCCUCUUCCUCCUCCAAGGGUUCCGGCUCUGCUGAGCCUGCUCCCAGUGGGUCACCCUAACUGAAGCUGCCCUCUCCUCUCCAGGCUUCUCUUCCACUGGGAGGCCCAGCAUGAAUAUACAAUACCACGAGAAAUCGUUAAGAAUAACUGUUGCACAACAAAUACCUCAUCAAACCCUGUCAAGCUCUUGGCUGUCCAAUCAUGAACACAGAGUCCAAGAAUAUUUUAUGACAUGUGCCCAAACGCACAGCUAUGCAUUUUACUCAACACACACCACACUACACUCAUACACAAUUAUACUUGUGCAGACACACAAUCUACACAUACAUACACUUGUUAAUCCUAAUCUACAUGCUAAACACAAUCAGCUCAGCCAAAACCCACUGACAGGUGUAGUCGCAACUGAACUUGAAAAGUUUUAUCUUAGGACUUUUUGUUUGUUUGUUGCCAUUGUGUCAUCUUUUUGAUUUUGUGUUUUUAGAAUGAUUUUGUUUUUAGUUUUUCUCUUUUUACAUACCUCAAAUCAAGUAACCUGCAGUGGUGUCUUUACCUCAGGAGCUGUAGUAUAUUUAACCUGAAUCAACUUUAUUUUUGUAUUCUUUUUGACUUCAUUGCAAUCAGGGGAAGUCAGGUAACUCUCACCAGUGGAACCUCGUCUACACAGCUCCCACCUCUCAGUAACAGGCUUCCAACCGGGGCAGUUCAGGUCUCUUUAACAUGCUGUAACCUUUUGCUGAAAUCUAACUGGUAAAUGAUCAGAUGCUGUAGAGCAGCAGAUUAAAUACCUCUGUCUUGUAACUCCGCCCUCAAUUCAAAUCACAGGAUGUUAUUGUAGACUGGUGGGAACAUUCAUUACGCACACAAACCUCCAAAAUGUAACUCUCAUUAGCAAUGUAUGGGAUUUUAUAUGCAGAGAGCCACAGAAAUAUCAGUCUCUUGCGGGUCCACUCAAGCUGUCUUUAAAAAGUUGCGCACAAAAAGUUGAGGGACCAGCAACUUCAAGAAUCAGUUUGAAGUUUGUUGUCCCUAUUGUGUUUGUGCAUCCUCAUACUGGCCUCUCUCGACGGGUGUCUUUCUCAGGAAGCAAUGUGAAAACGGCACAGCAUCACUGUUAAUUUUAAGAAAAAGAGGAGUCAAACCUGAAGAACGCACAUGACUGAUACAAGAAUACCUCAUCAGACUCUCCCAAAAGGAGAGCCACACUGCAUACCUCAUAUGGCUGCAAAGCCACCGAGACUUGACGCCCCAGCUCGUGAUGGAAAUCCUACCUGGACUUAAACUGAUAAGGACGUACUGAUACACUGCUGGUGGUUUUGGGGACAUACUGUACACCAAACAGAACUGGGAUGAGCCUGCUCUCCCUCUCUGCAUUAAUUUGUGAGACUUGUUUUAUGCCUGCUCCUGUUUUCUUCAGUUUGGUCUCUUUUUUUUUUUUUUCUUCUCUCUCUCUCUCUCUCUCUCUCUCUCUCUCUUUCUUUUUUCCCCUCAAGUUUUGAGAUGUUGUCUGAGAAGAGUGAUUUAUCUGCAUUUUAAUCAGGGAAGAGGAAAAGCAUAGUUAAUUCCUCUCUGACACAUGUAGAUUUGUAGGAUUGUUAACAAGUUUCAAGGGUCACGGGUCAAAAAAAAAUACCAACGGCCGUAGUUAACCUUAAAUUUGACUGUGAAAGGCAGAUUCACAGUUGACAUUUCUUCUGUAAUGACAGCGGCGCCAUGAUAUGCAUGUGUACAAUCAUGUGACCAGUGUUUUACCACCCAAUCUGUCUGGUCCACAUUAGCCUCUGGGUACUGCACAGCUACAUACCAAAGACCAGCCCAGUCACUCCUUUGAAUUGAUUCCCAUUUGACAGUUGCCCACGCCUGCUGGCUGGGCUGACCUUUUAAGGUCCAUUCUGCAUUGACAAAAGUUGUGCAUCUAAAUGCAUUCAAUUGGAUUUUACAGAAAGCAAGUCAGAAUGUGUGUUCCAGGUAUUCCAUUCAUUGUCCUUUUAUUUGAUUCAAAGUUUUAAAAAGUCCCAGUUUUUCCAGAGCUUUCCAUCUAAUCUUUUAUCUUCUGGGUUUGUGGGACUAGGUGAGUCUGUGUUUGUAAACAAAACGAUUAUCCUACCAAUCAUUAAGGUGUAUUUCUCCCUUUAAAGUAAUUUUUAUCAUAAAAAAAAAGAAAUGGUGAAAAUGAAUUUUCUAGCUUUUAUCUGUGUUGAAUGUGAGGCAUUUUAACUGUUCAGAAAACUCUGAAGCCCAGUAUGAGCCGAAGUCAUCACCCUUGGUGCUUUAGUCCAGCUGUAUUUUAGCCAUUACAUGUCAGGUUCUGCAGAUCUUGUGCAGAUCACAGUUGGUGUACCUUUCAGAACACUCAUGACACAUAACUGUAUUUUAUAAAGGACAAAAAUUGUAGACGCUGCCUUAAAGUAGUUGUUGGUGAGAUCUGGCCAUUGUAGGUUUCACUACUCAGUUGGCUGGGAAAAUGUCUUUCUCUUAAAGCUUAAUCCUUUGGAGAGUAAUCACUUAUUUUGGGAAGCUAAUUUAAUCAGACUAUAGACACCAGUUGUCAUUCAUGCUGUUGCAUCAACAAAUGUUUUUAUUUAUUUGUGUUCAAUUUUUUCCUCUGGUGGACCUUGGUUUUAGUAACCGUGAAGCUUAAUUACUUGGCUGUGUUACUAAAAAAAUUCUUGUAUGUAAGUCAAGGCUUUCUGUAUCAUCUGCUCAUUCGGAGCAGUGACUGUUUGAUAGUGUAGCUUCACUGCCUUUGUAUGCUUGUUUGACUUUGUGUCUGUCUGUGCAUACACUUGUAAUACCAUGCAGAAUACUACCAGUGGUGCCACAGUCAGAUCUGUUGUAUCAAAGUGAGUGGGGGGGGGGGCUUCAUCUUUGUGCAGUUUAUAGCUCACAUACAGAUUUGAUGAUUUUAACCCUUUAUUAAUCAGUGGUUCUUUGUCUAGCAUUGGACUCAUGUACAUUUGUACAGUUUCUCAUUGGAUCCACAGCUCUUUACUGACCAUUCGGCUUCAAACCAACGACACUCCCCGUCCCCCCCAUGUCACUCCACUGGCAUCCAGGCACCUACUAUGUACUUUCUGUGUGGUUGAGUAUAGGAUGUCUUGUGCAUGUAAGUCUGUGUUGGUGUGUUUGUGUGAGUGUGUGUGUUUGUGUGUGUGAGUGUGUGAGAGAGAGUGUCUAUUAGACACCCCCCUCCCCCUACCUCGUCAUACCACAAUACCUCAGGGCAGUGGGCUGCAGUAACUGUUGCAUUUGAUGUUGAAGCUGCAUUGAGGGACGAGUACUGACGAAGCUGCAGUCAUUUCGCUGAAUGCUACUUAGACUGACUUUGAUUUUGGUGUUGCAUUUUGGAUUUUAUUCGUCAGUAACUGCAGGCAAGGUCUCGUCGCUCAGGAAGCUGUGAAGUUGGAAGUAUGCAGAACCUUUGUCUCUCAGAUGAUUUUGGAGUUAAUUCAGUUUUAAAUUGUUUAAAAACUAACCUGAUCUGUGUAAAAACAGGUGCAUAUGCAAGUGGUUAUCGAAUACCUCAUUUAUCAAUUUUAUGUUGUUUUUUGCUUGUACAAUGCUCCGUAUAUUAAUUCAACUGUGGGGUUUGUGCAUAUUUUUGUACUGUUAUUAUUAUUAUGGACAUGAUAAUAAUGAUAUUACUGAUAUUAUAGUUUUCUCUUUGAUUAAAGCAAACAAAAAUAGGACAAAACACAUGAAUGCUUGUAAAAACUGGUUUGUGCUGAUUGUAUUUAAGGAGCACUUUUCCAAAGUGGUUUUCACACAUUCAGUUUUGUUCAUAUUAGUAAUAUAAAGAUAUGGUUCUCAGGGCUUUAAACUUGUAUGUCAUGAUAAAGUUUUACUUUAUAGCUUA
Messenger RNA from Sphaeramia orbicularis (orbiculate cardinalfish), 5890 nucleotides. Its product is annotated as AT-rich interactive domain-containing protein 3B. The record is from RefSeq and is a predicted model, not a curated record. NCBI's taxonomy places the organism in Eukaryota, Metazoa, Chordata, Actinopteri, Kurtiformes, Apogonidae. The transcript is spliced from 9 exons. The coding region runs from base 274 to 2097 and encodes 607 amino acids. Gene Ontology annotation, molecular function: DNA binding. Gene Ontology annotation, cellular component: nucleus. Gene Ontology annotation, biological process: regulation of transcription by RNA polymerase II.